Messenger RNA from Labrus bergylta (ballan wrasse), 7121 nucleotides. Lineage: Eukaryota; Metazoa; Chordata; Actinopteri; Labriformes; Labridae. The record is from RefSeq and is a predicted model, not a curated record.
AUGGCCAUCUUCUGCCUGCUCUGCGGGAAGCGUUUCCAGACCCAGACGGCUCUGCAGCAGCACAUGGAGGUCCACGCUGGGGUUCGCAGCUACAUUUGUAGCGAAUGCAACCGGACCUUCCCCAGCCAUACUGCACUCAAACGUCACCUACGCUCUCACACAGCAGGGGACCAUCCAUACGAGUGCGAGUUCUGCGGGAGCUGCUUCCGAGAUGAGAGCACGCUGAAGGGCCACAAACGCAUCCACACCGGGGAGAAACCCUAUGAAUGUAACGGCUGUGGGAAGAAGUUCAGCCUCAAGCACCAGCUGGAAACCCACUACCGUGUGCACACAGGUGAGAAGCCAUUCGAGUGCAAGCUGUGCCACCAGCGAUCCAGGGACUACUCAGCCAUGAUCAAGCACCUGCGCACCCACAACGGCGCCUCGCCCUACCAAUGCACCAUCUGCCUGGAUUACUGCCCCAGCCUGUCAGCCAUGCAGAAGCACAUGAAAGGCCACAAGCCCGAAGACGUCCCUCCAGACUGGCGCAUAGAGAAGACCUACCUGUACCUCUGCUAUGUCUGAGGGCCGGAGAGCGAAUGAAGAGAGGAAGGUUACGGAUGAGGGAGGGGAAGGGGUUAAGAGGUAAAGGUGGAAUGUAUUCGAGUAAAGAGCGGGAGGCUUGAGGAGUGUUGACGAUCGAGGAAUGUCAACGGCAAGAGACUCGAAAGCAAGCGGGUUUGUUUUCUCUUUUUUUCUUUUCAUGCAAAGGUGGCGACGACCAACUGAUGGAGUCAAAAGGUUGGUGAUGUUGGGACAAAAGUGCUAAGAAGAGGAAGACUUGGACAUGGAGAGAUAUUCUCCACCAUCGUUCGGAUUCAUCGGGUCAUUCACUACAUCUGCAACUGUGUUUAUUGUUUCAGGUCGUUUUCAUGCAGCGCCAGAAAGUGAGCAAGCUGCAGGGAAGUGACUUAAUGGAUGCUGCUGCCAGGAGUGAGAACGCAGAUUCUCAAGGGCUAUCUGAAGCGAAACAUUCUCGCCAUUAGGAACCCAAUCUUUCGCUCCAAUUUGCUUUUUUUUUCUUUUUUUUUAACCUGGGGAUUUGGGGUCUUUUUUGUUUUUCUUUGGUAUUGGUUUGUUUACAUUGAACCUGUCUGCCAUAAUUCUCUGGAUCACAUGAAGAAUAUGUGAGUUCAAGCUUUAGUUCAGGCCCCCCACUGGAUUAUUUGUUGAUUUGCUUCCCAAGUAUGGAAGAGAUUCUGUCUUGCAGAAGCCGAAACUCUCUCCAAACGGCCACAAGCAUUCUUGUUUUAGUUGUAAUGGACCACAACAAAGCAGUCUUAAACUUGGAUUGAGAUGAAUUUUUUUUUAACCAUUACACCACUUUAAACAGCCUGAUUUAAAAUGAAGGCUUCAGUGUUACAAUGAACUGCUGUGGUUCUCCCAAUUUAGUUCCAACCAUUAUGGAAAAUGUAUGUUUCCUGGCUUCCCAUCAAUUCUUCCUGUGCAUUUAGUUGCAUACCUUUCAAGCUUUCACAUUAAUCCGUCAUGCUAUGGAUCCUCUUAGAUCUUUGGCGAGGCAGUAAGAUAGCCCCUGAGAAUCCGCAGUAGAGUCGGUGUGCAGUAGAUUGAACAGUUGAACUGGAUGAAUGGGAGCACUAUAAUACUGACAGCCAAGCACAUGUUUGGUUGUUGGUGGGGGGACAAUGUUUGUGCUACUUUUUUUUUAUUGUUGGAAGUCUCCCCAGAUUUCUCAGCAGUCUUCCUGGUUCAUCUCUGUCAGAUGAGGACUGGUGAAGGUCGAGUGACCACUUGCCACCCACGGUUCUCCGCAGAGAGCCAAAAGCUUACAAGCGUCACUUUUUUCAUCAUAUAUAUUUUUUUUCUAGCUCUGCAUCGUAGUUUAUCAUGGCUUGAUUGCACAUGUUAAAACAAAUCACGACAACAGUCUCUGUUUGAUGUCCACAAGUUAUAUCUCCUUUCAUUACUCGCUAUUACAGUACGCCACAUUAAACCCAGCCUAUCCACAUACUCAGCAAUAGAUUACUGGACUGCUUGUAUCCAUGUACAUUAACCUGAUGACUAUCGUUAUCUCACACUAAUGAUGAACUACACAAACUGACUCACAAACAGUAACACUCUGACCACAACAGACCUGUCCAUCCACCACAGUGAUGGAAGACAAAAUGGGGGGAAAUGGUAAACCGCUGCUUUCCGUGGGGAGUCCUGUGACUUCAACUGCUCGUAUAGUGAAUGUUGAAGACGUGCUGGGAAUGCCUUUAGCCGCACACCUUGUUUUGAAGGUGGCGUGGCUGGUUGAAGACUGUUAUACAGCAUCAAAAAUAUGAAUGUGAAAGACUGUGAGCCGGGUUCAUACUGGGCUGUGUCAGAAUAAACAGCGAGUUAAUGCUGCCUUUGACUAGAGGUCAGAAACCUACAAUUCACAUAUUCAUGGAGGUGUUACUUUUAAACACCUUCAAUUCACCGUAUGACCAUAUUGACCACCAUAGCGACCAUUUUUCUCUCACGUCAAGCUCAGGCUUGGAAGCUCAAACACUGUUAUAAUGUAGGGUUGUUAUUUUGUGGGUUAAAAAUCAUAACAAAAACAAUUAAUUCUAACAAAUUAUUAAUUUAACUGCUUCACAAUUGAUAGGCAACUGUGAAGACAACGUAUAGUGAGAAUCCAGAGGGGCUUUGAGACACAUUUCAAGUUAAAACACCGUAGGCUACUUGUGAACCGUUAAGCUACCCUAAGACAACUGCUAAUGUUAGCAUUCAACAACAGCUAUUGUUAGCUAAACUUUUGAUGUUCAUUCUCAAAUGUGUGAGUAUAUCCUUUAAAAAAAUGUCAUACUUCAUCCUGGCUACAUUUAUUGAAGUCUAGAAUUUAAACUCUGGAUCUUUCUUAUAUCAAAUCACACUGUUAUGUUAGCUAGGAAGUUCUUCAAUGCUAACAUUAGCUUUGCUCUUACAGUACUGUCGUCUUGCAGUAGCUAAUAGGUUAUCAAACAUGUUUUACUUUCCAAAUGUGCCUUUGAAUCUACACUAUUUUCUCUUAACUAUUUGUGUAAUUAUGAGGCUGUAAAAGCAUAAACAGUAAAUCAAGUUAAUUACUUUAAAAAAAUCGUGAACACUGCAGUAAGAUCUUAUAAAAGCAUUUUAGCUUUCCAACGUGUGCUUGAUGUCAGAGGAAAAUGGCUGUCGUGUAAAUAUGGGGACUCAUUUAGUUUGACGAUUUACCUUAUCUAACUUUAAAUUGAAGCUCCCUAUGUAAUAGCAGUAGGCUACAGUGGCUAGCUAGCUAAAGCAAGCAGCUGUUAAUGCUGUUCUUAAUUUGGGGUGUAAGGCUAUUAAGGGCCCUUGAAAUAUUGUUUUAGCCUUGGUUGGUUACAUGUUAAAGUGUGGCGUAGCAUUUUCUGUGUAUGCUGCAUUGUUGACAAACUGACGUUAGAUCAAAUGUAGCUUUGAAUGUGAGACUUCCUGACGUUUCUAAAAAGCAGCAUUAGCCCCGUUUAUGGACAGCCGCAGUUAUCAUGGUUGAACCUAAGGCUUUCUUAAGCAUCACUGCAUUGUCACAGCGUUACCGGGGUUAGAUCACAUCCAAAUGGCCGGUGGAAAAAAAAAAAAAAAAAGGGGGGAAAUCACUGUUAGGACGAGACACGGCCCAGCAGCUCAGGGGGCGACCAGUAAGAUAACGGAAUAAAUCAACUCUUUCUCUGUGGUUUUGUCCCUGCGCUUCGUCUCUCGUCUCCUGUCGUUGUUGUUGUCGUCGUUGUUGUUGUAAUCGUUGUUGUUGUUGAUGUUAUUAUUGACCUUGAGUUUGAGCUCAACACAUCGUACUUGAAUUACCUCGUUUUGUGACCUCAUGUUGCUUGUGUAUUUUUUUAAUUUUCCCUUUUGUUUCAUUUGUACACUUUUAUUUUGUUUGUAAGUGUAUGUCGGAAAAGAUGCAUUGCACAACAUGAUGAAGCAAUGUGUACGCAGAAAAAAAAUAUAAGUGCCACGGUGAAGAGAUUUUUGUUUGUUGGUUUUUCUAAUGCUGUGUAUUUCUUUGUGCAUUAUUUGUUACCAAACUUGGUAUUAUUAACCCUGCUUGUUAAUGAGCCGUAAGGUUUGGUCAUUUGUUAUAAAAGCUACCUCUAAGUUGUUUUUCAUUAUUUUUGGCAAAAGCACAUUUGUGUGUGUGUUUGUGUUUUGCAUUAUUUCAUCAUUGCUACUUCAUCUCAUGCUUAUUUUUUUAUUUUCAAAAGUUGAUUUAUGAUUGUGUUUUUAAGCAAAGUGUAUAUAAAAGGGUAAGAGAUAACAAACAUAGAGGUUGAUAGGAUUGGAAAAAGUCAUUCAAACGGAUGUUUAUUCUUCUCUUAUAGUCUCCCCCUGCACCUCCGACAACAGACGAGCAGAGAAAAAAAAAAAGCAAUUUUGAAGCCUUAAGUGAUGAGCAAGAGGGAUGUGGCAGAUAAGAGGAAGUACUAUUGCUUUUUAAAGAGGGUUUAAAAACAAGAAUUUAAACUUGAAAAUAUGUGAAUAGAAGUGUAGUUUUGUAAUGUGAAAAAAAAAGAAAGGUUCAUGAAAAAAAAAAACGCUGAACCGCCCAGGACAGGUCAUACUUGCAGUGAUGCAGAGUGCGUUGGACAAUUGGAACAGCAAGUGGUAAUCAAAACAUAAAGAAAAACCAGAAGGUUAAAAACAGAGAUUCUCUCGGCUGAUAAAGCUCUCUCUUGAGAAAAUGAGCGUAUUCCUGAACAAGAGCCAACAGAGGCAAUUUGAUAUAUAAAAAUUGUGAUAUUUUUGUAUUCAGUGUCAGUCCUUUUUCCAUUUGUGGAGGGUUACAGCAGGGCACAAAUAUUUGUAUUUCUUUUUUUUACCUGUUUUUUUUUUCUCUCUCUCUGGGUGUGAAUCAUUUUUGCCUUGCUCCCCUUUGAUAUUGUUGGACAAAAAACAUGUGUGUGAACAUAUUGUAAUAAUAAGUGUUGCUUUCUGGAUGUCAAUUGCAUUGUAGGUGAAGGACUAAAUCUAUCCGCCACAACUUUUACGAGUGUGUGUGUGUAUGUGACAAAGUUAAAAAAAAAAUUAAAAAAAAUUAAAAAGCCAAAAAAAAAAACAUGAUAAAAUACGGGACGGCAGGGGGACGCUGCCAAACCGACCAAUUAGUACUUGUCAUUCACAAUUUUUCAAUCAAACUUGACUGUCGCCAUGUUUUUUGUUUUGUAUUUGAAAAAAAAAAAGAAGAAGGGAUGGCAUGUCCCGUUGGUGUCUUGCCAUUUUAUUCUCAAACACUGUGAGCUGAGGGGCUUUUUCCCCCCCUCAUAUAAUAUCCACCCACUAUGAUAUACCCUGAAGUCACUCUCAGUCUGAACCACCACAAUGCAAACUGAUCAGUCACAUUGUUCCUAUCAUCGUCCUCUGAAUGUUUUCUACUUUCUCGUGCGGGUGAAAGAGUGCGUCAAUGAGUGUGUUCAAUGUGUGUGUGUGUGUGUGUUAGUGGAAAAAUGCACUAAUCAGAUCAGAUACAAAAUAAAAUGAUAUUCUAUGCCACUUUUUUCUCUAUGUUGGAAAAAAUAUAUAUAUACAUUGGCAUUGUUAUAGUUCUUCCCUCAGUGUUCCUCCGAUGUUUCUGUACUAUCUUUGUGCCUAAAAAUGGAAUUUGUUCAACAAAAAUAUCCAUCUAUAUCUGCUUAGUUUCUGUAUUUUCAGAAGAAAAUAAAUGGUGUCUCCAGCACCCUAGGGAUGUCAUGACGCUCCAAUGUGACCUGAAUUGUUAUUUUUAUGAAAUCCUGAAUGGAGCAGGGCUUUUUUUCUUCAAGUAUUGCAAUAGACGUGUAAUGCUUUUUGAAAAUAGCAACUGGGAUUCUGCAUCUUUACUUUGGCCUCACUCUGUGAAAGGCACCCAAAAGCAUUUAUUCAGGAACACAAAACAAAGCAUAGAAAAAAAUUACUUGCAGAGACUUGCUUUUUUUUGUGACAAAAUCUACUCCUUUAAAUGGUUAGUUUUGCAAGGAAAUUCAGCCCCAAUUCUCUCACUCAUAUUCUAUAUUGUUUUCUUUUUUGUCAGCAACAGGCUUGCUGAGGCGACCCUUAUAAUGCUCUUGAAAAAAAAAAUUAAGAAAACCUCCAUUUAUGGAGGUUGGCACUGGGGAAUUCCCCUUCUGCUUUGUUUUGAGUUUUUUAAAGUACUUCCCCCCACCUCCCCCUUUUUUUUUUUCUACAAAAUGCAUUUAGAAGGGGGAUGUAAAAAUGCGUCAGGGAGGAAUCAUGGCAUCCCUGGAGCUGGCACUCUGUGUUUUGGUGUGGUGUUUCUAGAACAAAAGUAGCCAUUUCAUGCAGUGUUGCAAUGCAUGUGCCAUCGAGGUCUAGACUAAAAACUGUUUUGAGUAACAAAGCACCAAGACAUUGUAUUUUUUUAUAUUAGCACUGAGGACCAAUUGCCCUGUCGGACCAAGCAUAACAAAGCUUUUUAUGUAACGAAGCUUUUCUCUCUCUCUCUCUGUCUUUCCCUGGCUUGUCUGUGCUACUUCUCUCCUCCAUUGUUGUGACAGCACAAGUGCCAGUCGAGUUGCUCUGUAUUAAGAAAAUAGUGUUCUUAUUAUGAUUUGAAUUGUUAUAGUUUUUGUCUACCUCAGCACCUAAUCUUAGCCUAAUCUUAGAAGGUGCCCAAUUAUUAUUUUUUAUUUUCAUUAUUUUUUGUUCUCUUGCUGUUGUCGGUUGUAUAAGUUUUUGAAAAAUUUGCAUUAGAGCUUUGCAAAGGUCCUUUGUCUUUUCCAGCGACAAUGUGCUAUUUUGUUUUUUGUUUUCCCGUGGCAGUACGUUUCCUGUUAAGCUGUGCCACCAAUCUAUAGCCACCGUCUGUUGAUAUAGAGGUUGUUCUUUUUUUCGUUUCUUUCCAUGUAGAAUCAGACACCUCUCUUUGUAACAUUUCAGUGUUCUCUGAUGGAGUGUGAAAAAAAAAUAAAAAGGACAAAUAAAAGAUUUAAUGCUGCAGGUUCUCUUCUCCAUGUUGUCACUAAAGUCAAUGUUGUGCCUUUGAUAGUGAAAAUAUAAAGAAUAUUUCUUUUUUCUACAUCCUACUAACAGUAGAUUGUUUUUUGUAGUGGAUAUUUUUUGUAUUUUUAUUUAUGAGUCUCAUAAUAAAAAUCAAAUCAUGA